AUGCAGCUCUCGACGAUUCUUUUGUGGUUUCUACCCGUCGCGCUCGGAAACCUCUGCGUCGUGCCACCGUAUUCGUACACAUCUAACUCCGACCCGGCGCUUGCGACCGCGCUUUCAGUGCUCCAGCAGAGCCCGAUUGGCACGUGGGUCAACGACAAUGGCCACAACCCCGUGCCUGGCGUUCUCUCAAAAUGCGGCAACGGAGACGUCCCGAUCUUUGUGAUUUACGGACUCCCCAACAAAGACUGCGCGGCGGGCUACUCGGGCGGCGGCACCAACAAAAACACAGAGCAGUAUACGAGCUGGCUCCAAACGAUCGUGUCGGCGGUCGGAUCCCGCGAAGUCAUUUACAUUGUGGAGCCCGACGCGCUUGGGCUCCUCUCCCAGCAAGGGUGCGCCGUGAACCUCGCGUACGAAUUAAACUUGAAGACCGCCGUGACGGUCUUGAGUCAGAACACCAACGCGCACAUUUAUGUCGACGUGGCGGGCUGGGCCACCGAGUCGGUGGCGAUCUCGGUGCUCCAGACGCUCAAAUCAGCCGGCCGCCUUGCCGGCAUCUCGAUCAAUACGUCCAACUACCAGUCCAACGACGCCAUGCUUCGUGUCUGCAGCACGUACUCGAGUGCGACCGGUGGCCUCCACUGCGUCAUUGACACCUCGCGCAACUACCGCGGGUCGCCGCAAAACGAGUGGUGCAACGCCAAGUCGGCAGGUAUCGGCGCGCCGCCGACCGAUACGACCAACCAUGCGCUGGUCGACUAUUACCUCUGGCUCAAGGUACCUGGUGAGAGCGACGGACAGUGCACCGACAGCGGGCGCUCUUCGGAUGCAAUGGCGGGCCCUGGCGCCGGCCAGUUUUUCCCACAAGGGUUUACGUCGCUUUGGAACAACGGCUACUACGUCGCGCAAGGCGCUGCACCGAUCGGUGGCGCGCCGCCUCAAGCCACCGCGGCCCCCGUCCCGGCACCGCCUCCGGCAACCACGGCCCCCGAGGUGACGCCAGCACCCGAGACGACACAGACGCCUGCCUCCUCGACACCGACACCGACACCAACGACGGAUGCACCAACGACGCCGACGACAGAUGCACCAACGACACCGACAACGGACGCACCAACAUCGUCGACGACGGAGGCACCCACGUACCCGACCCAUGAAUUGGACAACGACGACGACGAGUACCCGUGCGAAAUCGACGAAAGCGACGUAGCAACGAUGCCGCCGCGCACGACACCGCCGCCGCCAACUGAAACGAAGGCUGAGAACGUGACCACGCCGGCGCCCGCGGCCGUCAACUUGGCGGCGGCGAUGCAGUCGGAUGCCGCGGUCGAGGCGCCACCGACUCUGCUCUCACCGGGUGGCACGGUUGCGAUCGCUCUCGCUGCCAUUGCGCUCGUCGCGCUCGUCGUCGUUUCCGUUUUUAGCGUGCGUCGGCAUCGCAACCGCUUUGGGGAUCGCGAUGACAAUGUCGUCGCGCUGGAUUCGACGGGCAUUGCCGUGUUGCUGUCGACUCCAGCCGCCAAACUCUAAGCAGCGCCGGCGACGAUGGACCACGCUUUUGCUUCGAUAGACGUAUUCUCUCUUUUACACUAGUAUGUGCGUAAUAUGCAGGACAAUAUUUUUCUU
Saprolegnia parasitica CBS 223.65 is the source of this 1626-nucleotide messenger RNA. RefSeq lists its product as hypothetical. NCBI's taxonomy places the organism in Eukaryota, Oomycota, Saprolegniomycetes, Saprolegniales, Saprolegniaceae. The transcript has a single exon. Gene Ontology annotation, molecular function: hydrolase activity, hydrolyzing O-glycosyl compounds. The coding region runs from base 1 to 1530 and encodes 509 amino acids. Gene Ontology annotation, biological process: cellulose catabolic process. The record is from RefSeq and is a predicted model, not a curated record.